CUCUCCCAGCCAACAUGUCAGUCUCCAUGGUAACAGACUCAAACCCAUCCAUCGGCUGGUCAGUGGUCUCUGUGACCCCAGCUGGUACGAAUGUCACAGACCGGGAGCGUGAUGCCCUUCUGGCGGUAGCCGAGGUCGUGGUGCUGGCAGUCAUCUUGGUGAUGGCGCUGCUUGGCAACGGGCUGGUGCUGGUGGUGUUGCUAAGGCGGAGACGACAUCACAACCCGCUGCACCAGUUCAUGCUCAACCUCUGUCUGGCUGACCUGGUGGUGGCACUGUUCCAGGUGUUGCCCCAGCUGGUGUGGGACGCUAAAGGCAGCUUUCCUGGCCCAGACUUCCUGUGUCGCCUGGUGAAAUACCUGCAGGUCCUCGGGAUGUUCGCCUCCUCCUACAUGAUCGUUGCCAUGACAGUGGACCGACACUACGCCAUCUGCUGCCCCCUGCAGGCACACCGCAGCGGAGCCACCCAACGCUGGAACAGCUUCAUACUGCUGGCCUGGGGGCUGUCACUGCUGCUCAGCCUGCCACAGGUUUUCAUCUUCUCCCGUUCAGAAGUAGCUCCAGGUGUCUACGAAUGUUGGGGCACCUUCGCUGAGUCCUGGGGCCUCAAAGCAUAUGUGACCUGGAUGACCCUGGCUGUCUUCAUCCUCCCUGCCCUCGUCAUCACUGUCUGCCAGGUGCGAAUUUUCAUGGAGAUCCACAACAAUCUGUACCUGAAGUCAGAGCGCCGCCUGUCCCCCUCCUCCCUCGCUUCAUCCAGACGGGACAGCCAUAAAGGAGGAGGAGGAGGAGGAGGAGGCAGAGGGAGGUCCAGUCUCUCCCUGUAUGUUUCACCACUCAUGUUCAACAACCCUGGGAGUGACACCAUCUAUGACCCUGGAUCCAUCUAUCAGCACCUGCCCAUGGGUCCGCUCAGGUCGAGCAGCAUGUCACAUUGUGAUAUUCACACCUACACUGCUGUUCACCCAGCUGAGCUGCCGCCUGACAUGCUGCCUGACCCUGUAGCUCCCUCUGCUGUUUGCUGCCCCCCGCCCAAAGCCCCCCCGGCCCGAGGUGGAGAGGUAUCAGCAGCCAUGUCAAAGACAGUGAGGAUGACACUGGUCAUUGUGCUCGUCUACUCGCUCUGCUGGGCUCCGUUCUUCAGUGUCCAGCUGUGGGCCGCCUGGGACCCCGACCCACCUCAGAACGGUGCAGUGUUCACCCUGCUGAUGCUGCUGGCCAGUCUGAACUCCUGCACCAACCCCUGGAUCUACUCCGCCUUCUCCAGCAGCGUCUCUCCGGAGCUCCGUCUGCUGCUGCUCUGCCGCUCACACUCACAGCGCCGGGGCUCGUUACCGAGCGACUCCACCACCACACACACCUCCAACUAUUGA
Epinephelus fuscoguttatus (brown-marbled grouper) is the source of this 1373-nucleotide messenger RNA. Its product is annotated as vasopressin V2 receptor-like. The transcript has 6 exons. Gene Ontology annotation, molecular function: peptide binding; vasopressin receptor activity. Gene Ontology annotation, cellular component: membrane. Gene Ontology annotation, biological process: positive regulation of vasoconstriction; regulation of systemic arterial blood pressure by vasopressin; G protein-coupled receptor signaling pathway. Lineage: Eukaryota; Metazoa; Chordata; Actinopteri; Perciformes; Serranidae. Bases 15 to 1373 code for a protein of 452 amino acids. The record is from RefSeq and is a predicted model, not a curated record.